Messenger RNA from Prunus armeniaca (apricot), 222 nucleotides. Lineage: Eukaryota; Viridiplantae; Streptophyta; Magnoliopsida; Rosales; Rosaceae. The record is from the annotation of a GenBank genome assembly.
AUGCUAUUCGAUUGUCAAGCCCUUCUUGUGGCCAGGGAAGGAGUGGCGGAAGGGUACAAUUGGCAUGUUGGGCUUUUUAACAAAAAUGCAUCAACAUACACUGCGAAAGAUCGGAUUAAGCAAGCCUUCAGCGAAUGGCAAGAAAGCGAAAUCCAGGUUUCAUUCCAUAAGGCUUGGGCUUCGGUUUGUAAACAGAUUCUUCAACUCGACCUCCUUGGUUAA